This is a messenger RNA of Merops nubicus (carmine bee-eater), 2370 nucleotides long. It is a transcript of the gene USP1, whose product is annotated as ubiquitin specific peptidase 1. The transcript has 8 exons. Gene Ontology annotation, biological process: protein deubiquitination; regulation of DNA repair. NCBI's taxonomy places the organism in Eukaryota, Metazoa, Chordata, Aves, Coraciiformes, Meropidae. Gene Ontology annotation, cellular component: cytosol; nucleus. The coding region runs from base 1 to 2370 and encodes 789 amino acids. The record is from RefSeq and is a predicted model, not a curated record. Gene Ontology annotation, molecular function: cysteine-type endopeptidase activity; cysteine-type deubiquitinase activity.
AUGCCCGGGGUCCUGCCGAGUGACAGCACCGGGCCUGCCAGAGGGAGCCCCUCGAAGAAGAACAGGCUUUCGCUGAAGCUCUUCCAAAAGAAGGAAGCGAAAAGAGCGCUGGAUUUCACAGAGUCGCAGGAAAAUGAGCAAAAGAGUCCCGAGCUCAAAGGCUCUGAGAUCGACCAGGUUGUUCCUGCAGCACAGCCUCCCUCCCUGGUUAGCUGUGAGAAAAAAGACAACAUGCUGCCUUUUGUGGGCUUGAACAAUCUGGGUAACACUUGUUACCUGAACAGCAUCCUUCAGGUAUUAUAUUUUUGUCCUGGCUUUAAAACUGGAGUAAAACAUUUAUAUAAUAUAAUUUCAAAGAAGAAAGAAUCUUUGAAGGAUGAAGGAGAGCAAAAAGCAGAAAAGGGAAAUUGUAAAGAAGAUCCCCUGGCAAGUUACGAGCUGAUCUGCAGUUUGCACUCCUUGAUUCUUUCAGUUGAGCAGCUUCAAGCCAGCUUUCUCUUGAACCCAGAAAAAUACACAGAUGAACUUGCUACUCAGCCACGAAGGCUGCUGAACACCCUCAGAGAGCUCAACCCUAUGUACGAAGGCUACCUGCAGCACGACGCCCAGGAGGUCCUGCAGUGUAUCCUGGGCAACAUCCAAGAAACAUGUCAGCUUCUGAAGAAGGAGGAAUUGAACAAACUGCCCGUGGAAGAACCUAAACUGGAGGAAAAGCCUCAUCAGAGUACUGAGAGCAAUGGGACUGGCAGCCCUGCUGAGGAGGAGGAGGGGGUACCAAGCAGCCACGCUGGUGAGACAGCUGAAGACAAGCUCCUCAAGGGAAACGGGAAAAGAAAAAGUGAUGCUGAGGGUGGCAACGCCAAGAAGAAAUCCAAAGUCUCAAAAGAGCAGAUUGCAGCAGAAGAAAACCAGAGACAGACCAGGUCAAAGAGGAAAGCAACGGGAGAGAAGCUGGAAAAUCCAGCUGAUGCCAUUGCCAAGUGCCCGGGGGAAAACGAGAGCGCGAAGCCGACGCAGAAGAAGUCGCGGCUUAGGUUAAACUGGUUAAAGUCUUCAUGCAAGCAGCCUAGUAUUCUGUCUAAAUUUUAUAGUCUGGGAAAGUUAACUACAAACUUGGGAUCCAAGGACCCGGGGAAGGAACACGACUGUGAGCUCCAGGAGUCAUCUGUGAAGUGUGAAAAUGGGAACGGUGUUAAAGAAGAGUCUCAGGAACCAGCGUCUCCUGGGGAGAGCCAUGGUGAAAAAGGAGCUGAAAAAGAACCAAACAAGGAAGGUACAGAGCUGGCUGUUUAUGAAUUGGUAGAGAAGCUGUUCCAGGGCCAGUUAGUGCUGAGAACAAGAUGCUUGGAGUGCGAGUGCUUCACUGAGAGGCGAGAAGAUUUCCAGGACAUCAGUGUUCCAGUGCAAGAAGAUGAGCUUGCUAAAACUGAAGAGAGUUCUGAAAUUUCUCCAGAGCCAAAAACAGAAAUGAAGACUCUUAAAUGGGCAAUUUCACAGUUUGCAUCAGUGGAAAGGAUUGUGGGAGAGGAUAAAUACUUCUGUGAAAACUGCCACCACUACACCGAAGCAGAACGCAGCCUUUUGUUUGAUAAAAUGCCUGAAGUUAUCACGAUUCAUUUGAAGUGCUUUGCUGCUAGUGGCUUGGAGUUUGAUUGCUAUGGUGGACUGUCCAAGAUAAACACUCCCUUGCUGACGCCCCUCAAACUGUCCCUAGAGGAAUGGAGCACGAAGCCAACCAACGACACCUACGGGUUAUUCGCAGUGGUGAUGCACAGCGGCAUCACCAUUAGCAGUGGACACUACACAGCCUCUGUCAAAAUCACAGAUCUGAACAGCCUGGAGCUAGACAAGGGAAAUUUCAUCACUGCCCAAACGUACGACGCCAUUAAACCAGAGCCCCUGAGCGAGGAGGAGGCGAGAACUGUCGCCGAAGACUACGACGACAGUGAAGUCUCCUUCAGAAUCAAUGGCAACGCCCAGCCAGGGAAAGCUCUCAACAAAAAGAGCAUGGAGGCUGUCGGCCUUCUCGGGGGGCAGAAGAGCAAGCCUGACUGUGACCUGUACAACAGCAAACCGCCCAACCCCGAGAAGUUCCUGAGCGUGGCGAGCGAAGCCCGGAACGCCGAGCCUGGCAGCAGCCCCGGGGGCGGCGCGGAGCACGGCCAGCAGGAGGGGGCUGCUGCCCGGGGCCUGGAGAACAAGGCUCUGUACGUCCUGCAGGGCCUCAGGGAGUACGAGGGUAAGUGGCUGCUCUUCGACGACUCAGAGGUGAAGGUGACAGAAGAAAAGGACUUUCUGAAUUCGCUUUCUCCGACGUCGUCGUCAAUGUCGACUCCUUACCUACUGUUUUAUAAGAAGAUUGUAGAGUGA